Messenger RNA from Zychaea mexicana, 868 nucleotides. RefSeq lists its product as uncharacterized. Bases 482 to 751 code for a protein of 89 amino acids. The record is from RefSeq and is a predicted model, not a curated record. The transcript has a single exon. Lineage: Eukaryota; Fungi; Mucoromycota; Mucoromycetes; Mucorales; Lichtheimiaceae.
UUUUUUCUUGUCCAUCCAUUUUUCAACCCAUCCAUCCAUCCAUGCAUCUAUUCACAUUAACUCGUCCAUCCAUCCAUGCAUCCAUCCGUUUAUAUCUCCCAUCUACUAUUCAUAAGACAUGUCUUUUGAGGAAACGUGCUUUGUAUCUCAAAGCGACGCGUCACUGUUUGCAUAAAACUCGAUAGGUUAAGUGCAACACGUUGUUGCUCGCUCAUACUCUGCAACGCUUAUCCUAUCCUGCUCCUCCAGAGAGUGCUGGCUUCUUUUUUUAUGAUGCCGGUGCUCUUAUGUCUAAACUGACGCCUGGCCUAGUGAGUAUUGAUUAGGAUAAACACAUGCUAUAUAGAAAGAAGGCAAGUUAUCUUUCUUUUGUUUUCUAGUCUAGUUGGGCAGUAGUACUAUAUGUUUGCAGGACAUGAUAUGAUGAUCUUACUAUAUAUCCUUAACUACAUUGCCUGACUUUUACUGUGAUUAAAUCUACAUGACUCUGAUGGAUUGUCCUCUUGCAUAUUUUACUGCUGGUCUUGUCUUGGUUUUUUCAACGCCACAUUUACUAACUGGAACAAUUUUUAUUAUACAGGUUGAUGCUAUAUCAGUUAUAACAAGUAUAGAUCCACUUUUAUAUAUAAACUUCUUAAAAAUAAUAAAUGGAAUGGGCAUUAAUAUGCUUUAUAACCUCUUAAAAAUGCGCGACAAAUAUAAGUGUUGGUUUGUGCUAUCUGUUGGUGUGGGAGAGAUGCCGCAUGUAUGAGUGACGUGAGAAUGUCCAAUCCAAAUCCCAACGGAAUUCAGCUUGUACCACCAUUCCAUUUUAAGAAAAAAGAGUCGACACUUUUACUAUAUUCGACUCGUAACUUAUUUUUUCCUU